AUGGGUGGGGCUGGAGACACGUGUUCCCAGCUUAACCCACGAGAAUCGUUUAUUUGCGGCCUCAAUUCUUUCGUAUUAAUUCCGAAACGUAUCAUAGGAAUUCAUAGGAAUGACGUACUAAUUAAAGGAAUAAAAAAAAUUCAGGAAAACCAAUUAUUAGCCAUGGGUGGGGCUGGAGACACGUGUUCCCAACCCCACCCACGAGAAUCGUUUAUUUGCGGCUUCAAUUUUUUCGUAUUAAUUCCGAAACGUAUCAUAGGCAUUCCUAUGAGCGCACUAAUUAUAGGAAUAAAAAAAAAAAAGGGAAACCAAUUAUCAGCCAUGGGUGGGGCUGGAGACACGUGUUCCCAGCCCUAG
Macrosiphum euphorbiae (potato aphid) is the source of this 357-nucleotide messenger RNA. The record is from the annotation of a GenBank genome assembly. NCBI's taxonomy places the organism in Eukaryota, Metazoa, Arthropoda, Insecta, Hemiptera, Aphididae.